Molecule: messenger RNA, 498 nt
Organism: Triticum turgidum subsp. durum (durum wheat)
Lineage: Eukaryota; Viridiplantae; Streptophyta; Magnoliopsida; Poales; Poaceae
Source: the annotation of a GenBank genome assembly
AUGGUCCAUAAAGAGAACAAGUGCUGGUGUGUGUUCCGAUCCAGUAAAUUUUCUUCAUGUGCCACACAAGUGGAGACGACUCUGCUUUUUUACCAUGAUCUUGAGAGUUAUGAGCUUUAUGACAAUAAUGACUCUCAAGUUCAGCAAGAGCUCGUACAAAAGAUAUGGAAAGUGUUUGAGACUAUACUAGAAGAGGCCAUGGAGCUUCUAUGGUUGGUUCAUAUGUGGUUAUCGAAGCAGGAUAAGUUCUUGAGAAGGACUCUAAUUGCUAUGGACCACAAGAUUUCAGAUGUCGCUCCCUAUUGCGUAUUGCUGUUGACAUUGGACUUGCUAUCCAGUAAGAGGGACAUUGGGAUCAUUGUUCAUCUAGAGAAGUCAGUGCCAAAUCUACGUCAGAAUAUUGGGAUGUUAAUGAUUGGAGUCCCGCAUUCCAAUCAACAACAUUGGGCCGAGCGAGCACGCGGGUGGUGCAAGAGGCAAUGGGCAGCCGGUACGUGA